CGCCCACGUCUUCUGGAAGCACUUUGCGACCCACAGGGCACCACUGGAGCGGCCGCCGCUGCUGCUGUUGUUGUUGCCUGGGUCUGGUGCUGUGAUCCUGUUAUCGUCGCCGCCGCUGUUGGUUCAGUCUCGAACCGUCGGUAGUGCGUGCCCCGAUGAAUCCUGCGCGCUCCGACGCCAGCCCGUGCAGCUCCAAUGCGGAGUCCGAGUCCAAGGCGAUGAUCAUCGAUGGGCUGCACGGAGGCGGCUCCUCGGCCCACGUCAACGGGGACCGAUCUCACGUGGACUUCCCAGCGCUCAACGACCUCCUGCAGAACCUGGAGGACUACACACCCACGGUUCCAGAUGCAGUCACGGGAUAUUACCUUAAUCGUGCUGGAUUUGAGACUACAGAUCCCCGGAUAAUCCGUCUCAUCUCUCUUGCUGCGCAGAAGUUCAUUUCGGACAUCGCCAACGAUGCGCUGCAGCACUGUCGCAUGAAGGGCACCACCUCCACCACCUCGCGCAGCAAGAGCAAGGAGAAGAAGUGCACGCUGACCAUGGAUGAUCUCAUCCCGGCACUCGGCGACUACAAUAUCAACGUGAAGAAGCCUUGCUACUUCACUUAGAGACACAUGUCCAGGCCCACACCUUGCGAACAACGCCUUGUUUGUGUACUUCUGUUCUAUGUUGAAUUGUUUGAGCAGGAAUCUUAGCUUGGUGUUGCUAACUCACUGUCAGAAGCCUGGCAGAGCUGUGUUGUCUGAUUUAUUGAACUGCCAGUUGCGAUUGGGUUGGCUCAUUGAACUGGCUUGCAAGUUUCUGAAUUUUGGCCUGCAGAUGUCGGGUCAAUGAGUCAAUGUACCACUCGCUGUGCUCUUAACAAGUCUUCAUUGACGGAGGCUCACCGGCGGCAGGGAUUCGGUGUGAGAUCGGUGGUAAGUGCACCACGUUGGCCAGUGUUGUGGGAACCAUGUGAGUUGUUGAUGGCACGCAAGUUUUGUGAGGCGGUGUUGUGUCUGCGUGUGGUCGGUGAACUGAUGCUUGGCGUAGGUGAACAUUGCUACUCGCUCAGAACGUUAAACGAAACAUACAAAGGAAGGAGAGAUGGCUCCGCCGAAGGUAGUUGUCGGAGUUUUAUUGCGUUGGCUAGGAGAUGUAAACGAAGACCCACGUGUUGUAAACAUGAAAAUGCUACAUCGAUAUGAAUGACUCACAUCAAGUUCAAAUCAAGAUCGAUAUGAAUUUUUUAAACCCUCAUGUUUUAUGUUAUGAAAAUGAAAAAUGUGAAAAAUAAACAGUUGAUAAUGCAA
Messenger RNA from Petromyzon marinus (sea lamprey), 1292 nucleotides. It is a transcript of the gene TAF10, whose product is annotated as TATA-box binding protein associated factor 10. The record is from RefSeq and is a predicted model, not a curated record. Lineage: Eukaryota; Metazoa; Chordata; Hyperoartia; Petromyzontiformes; Petromyzontidae. Gene Ontology annotation, molecular function: RNA polymerase II general transcription initiation factor activity; promoter-specific chromatin binding. Gene Ontology annotation, biological process: transcription initiation at RNA polymerase II promoter. Gene Ontology annotation, cellular component: nucleus; SAGA complex; transcription factor TFIID complex.